AUGGUGGUGGCCAUGUGGAGGGAAGGAACUACCCAUUCAUUUGUAUCCAAUGAAUGUGUAAGGAGGCUCGGUCUAGUGAUGCGAGAGCUAGCGUGUGAGUUGAUUGUUGCGACACCAGCGUCUGGGGAGGUAUCCACCACGUCUGUUUGUGUGGGAUGCCCUAUAGAGGUGGCAGGUCGCAGGUUCAAGGUCAAUCUCAUCUGCUUACCAAUUGAGGGGUUAGAUGUGAUUCUGGGUAUGGAUUGGGUAGUGUUCCCAGAAGUAGAAGGACUGGAACUGAUAUCAUUCAAUCAGGCAGAGAAAGAGAUUGAGGCAGGGGCUACAUGUUUUAUGAUAGUAGCUCAGACGGAGAAGAAGAGUACUACAGAGAAGAUUAGUCUGAUUCCUGUGGUAGAUGAAUACGUAGAUGUCUUCCCUGACGAAAUCCCAAAGUUGCCACCAAGCAGGGAUGUGGAUUUCACCAAUGAUCUCAUCCCUGGGGCUGACCCAGUAUCUAUGGCACCAUAUCAGAUGGCACCAGUUGAGUUAGCAGAGUUGAAGAAGCAGAUUGAGGAUCUGCUUGAGAAGAAAUUUAUCAGGUCGUGUGCAUCGCCAUGGGGGGCACCGAUAUUACUUGUGAAAAAGAAGGAUGGCAGUUCCAGGUUGUGUGUUGACUACCGGCAACUGAAUAAGUGA
Molecule: messenger RNA, 675 nt
Organism: Vigna unguiculata (cowpea)
Lineage: Eukaryota; Viridiplantae; Streptophyta; Magnoliopsida; Fabales; Fabaceae
Source: RefSeq, a predicted model, not a curated record